AUGAAGUAUGGUAUUCUGUACAUUUUUAUGAUAUGUAUCUCAUUUGGAAGUAAUACAAUAAAAUGCACAACUGUGAGUGUAAGUGAUAACAGGGGAAAUGAAGCAUCUGAACAACCUCUACAACCUGCACAACCUGGUCCUCAGACACAUGAGCCAUCUAAUUCUCAAGUACAAAACUCAUCUAAUCCGAACAUAUCCGAUUUAACUGUUACAACUCCUCCAGUUGCACAAAAUCUAUCACAUGAAACUCCCAAAAAUGGUUCAAGUCAAUCUCCACCUCAAAAUGGGCCUUUGCUUUCCUCUCCAUCAGCCGUUAAUAAUGGACAACCCAAUGUAAGUUCUGGUGGAGCUGUAUCCCCCAACUUAAGUUCUGCUGGAAACUCUAAUGGGGCAACGCAAUUAAGUGCAGAAUCGCAAAAUGGUGCUGUUUCACCUAAAGUACCAAAUUAUCAUAACAUGGCUAAGAUAGAAUCUGCUUUAUUAAAAAAUCAUACGGGGGUAAGAAUUACAGGACCAUGUAAUGAAGAAGUUGGGGUGUUUCUAAUUCCAUAUAUUUAUAUAACUGUUAAAAGUAAAACAGAUAAUAUAGAACUAUCAUCUAAAUUUCCUCAAUCAGAUAAUGAAGUAUUAGAAUUUAAAAAGGAAAAAGAAGAAUUACAGAAUAAGUGUGGACAAGAUUCAAAAAAAACGUUUAAAUUUAUAAUAUAUAUUCAACAGGAUGUGUUAACUCUUAAAUGGAAAGUUUACCCAUCUGAACCAUCAAGCGAUGCAAGUAAUGUCAAAGCUGAUGUAAGAAAAUAUAAAAUACCAAAACUAGAAACACCAAUAACAUCAAUUCAAGUGCAUACUGCGGCAGUUGAAGAGGGAAAGGCUUUUCUCAAAAGUAAGGAUUACUCAAUAAAAAACGAUAUUCCAGUUAAAUGUGAGCAAAUAGCAAGCGCUUGCUUCUUAAGUGGUAACACAGAUAUAGAGAAAUGUUAUACGUGUAACUUGCUAAUUCAGAAUACUCCUACUUCGGAUAAAUGUUUUAAUUAUGUGUCUAGUGAUAUUAAGGAAAAUCUUAAUGAUAUUGAAAUUAUCGCACAAGAUGAUGAAGGAUCUAAUGAAUAUAAACUUACAGAAUCUAUUAGCAAUAUAAUGAAAAGUAUUUAUAAGACAGAUAAAGGUAAUAAAAAAGAAUUAAAAAAAUUUGAAGAUUUGGAUGAUAUUUCAAAAGCAGAGUUAAUGAAUUACUGUAUGUUAUUAAAAGAAGUAGAUACAAAUGGAACGUUAGAAAUGAAUGAGUUAGGUAAAGAAACAGAUGUGUUCAAUAAUAUAUCGAGAUUGUUAAAAAAUCAUAUUCAAGAAAAUAAUACGGCACUAGUAAAGAAGUUAAAAAAUGCAGCAAUGUGUAUGAAAUAUAUUGAUAACUGGGUAGUAAAUAAAACGGGACUAAUAUUACCUGAAUUGUCAUACAAAAAAUUGGAAAAUACUAAUGACGUGUAUCUUAACGAAAACGGUGAACUACAAAUUCAUAAAAAUGGAUAUGGCCAUAUUGACAAAGAAGGGGAUAAUAAUAAAGGGGAUCUCACAAAUGUAGAUAAAGACUCAAAGGUUUUAUCUAUUCCAGUGACAAAUGGCAUGUUUUGCAAUGAAGAGUACUGUGAUAGAUGGAAAGAUAAGAAUAGCUGUGUUUCAAAAAUAGAAGCACAAGAUCAGGGAAGUUGUGCAACAUCUUGGAUAUUUGCAUCUAAAUUACAUCUCGAAACUAUUAGAUGUAUGAAGGGUUAUGAACAUGCGAGCAGUUCGGCAUUAUACGUUGCCAAUUGUGCGAAUAAAGAGGCUAAGGAUAAGUGUCAUGUUGGAUCUAACCCAUUAGAAUUUCUUAAAAUUAUCGAUGAAAAUAAGUUCCUACCUUUAGAAGUAAACCUUCCAUACUCAUAUGCAAAUGUUGGUAAUGAGUGUCCGAAUCCCCAGAAUCACUGGACGAAUUUAUGGGCAAAUGUAGAAUUAUUAGAUUCUAAAGAUGAGCCCAAUUCGUUGGGGGCUAAAGGAUAUACCGCCUAUGAGAGUGAUAAAUUUAGGGGAAACAUGGAAACGUUUAUUAAAAAAAUAAAGCAUGAAGUUAUGCACAAAGGAUCUGUAAUUGCUUAUGUAAAAGUAGAAAAUGUAAUGGGUUAUGAUCUUAACGGAAAGAAGGUGCUUAGCGUAUGUGGUGAUAAAAAUGCUGAUCACGCGGUAAACAUCAUUGGAUGGGGCAACUACAUAAACGAUGAAGGAAAGAAGAAGUCUUACUGGAUAGUCAGAAAUAGCUGGGGGAUGUACUGGGGGGAAGAAGGAAAUUUUAAGGUCGACAUAUAUGGCCCCGAAAAAUGUGAACAUAACUUCAUACACUCUGUUGUAAAGUUCAACAUCGAUAUACCAUUAUCAAAAGUCAAUACGAAGAAAGAAGCUGAAUUAUAUAAUUACUACCUUAAGACCUCCCCAGAUUUUUAUAGUAAUUUAUAUUUCAACAGUUUGAGCGCAGAAAAGGCUAAUGAUUUAAGUACCAAUAAAGUGUUAGAUCAGAUGACCGUUCAUGGGCAAGCAGUAGAAGAAAGCUCAGAAGGAACAAGUGGACAACAUGGACAACAUGGACAACAUGGACAACCUGAAUCAACAUCAUCAUCAGAAACAGUAGCGGAAUCUUCGGCCCAAGGUUUAGACUCAGCAGCAAGUGAUGUUCCAGAUGUCCAGAAGUUUGAAGUAGUACAUAUAUUAAAACAUAUUAAAAAUAGUAAAUCGAAAACAACUUUAGUUAAAUACGAUUAUUACUACGACUUUGGAGAUCAUGCUUGUUCAAGAACACAAGCAUCAAACCCAGAGAAGUUGGGAGAUUGUAUAUCAUUUUGUAAUAAUAAUUGGGAUACAUGUAGAAGAUCAGUUUCACCAGGAUACUGUUUGACUAAAUUAAAAAAAACGAACGAAUGCCUUUUCUGUUUCGUGUGA
This is a messenger RNA of Plasmodium malariae, 2967 nucleotides long. Its product is annotated as serine-repeat antigen, putative. The coding region runs from base 1 to 2967 and encodes 988 amino acids. The transcript is spliced from 4 exons. Gene Ontology annotation, cellular component: lysosome. NCBI's taxonomy places the organism in Eukaryota, Apicomplexa, Aconoidasida, Haemosporida, Plasmodiidae. The record is from RefSeq and is a predicted model, not a curated record. Gene Ontology annotation, molecular function: cysteine-type endopeptidase activity.